Molecule: messenger RNA, 975 nt
Organism: Penicillium verhagenii
Lineage: Eukaryota; Fungi; Ascomycota; Eurotiomycetes; Eurotiales; Aspergillaceae
Product: SAGA-associated factor 29 family protein
Exons: 3
Coding region: 1-975 (324 amino acids)
Cellular component (GO): SAGA complex
Source: RefSeq, a predicted model, not a curated record
AUGUCGCGCAAUCGACCUCGGCCUAGAGACAAUGGUCUCGGCAACAACGAGGAGAUGGAGCUGUGGACCCGCAUAAGCCAGGACAUUCGCAAGUCCAAAGACAAGUUCGACCAACAAGCGUCACUAUCCGUGCAGAUUAAGACCCUGGUGGAAAAAAUCACCCGUGAUGGCAACAAACCGACGAUGACCGAGCACGACCAGCUUGAUAUGUGGCUACGCCAGAGUCAGAAACUCAGUGAGGAGGAACGCUCCAUCAUGAUGGAUGAGCCGUGUGACGUGAUCAAGAACCUAGAGCUCCUUACCGCGCUUCGCAAGGCUUCUGAAGCUGAAGCGCCCCCAAAUCGAUCGUCUGCCCUCUCUAAAUCCCGGAAAAAAAGAUCGGAGAUGGAGAGCUCGGCGACCGAUUCUCCUGGCGCUUCGGGCGUCGAGAAGUCUAUUCGCUCCAAGGGCACUGUUCCGCGCAGUGCUAGUGUGUCAAGCACUCAGGCCCGCGAUGGUCGCAAUGAUGGGAUUACGGUGAAGAUUGAAGAAGGGUCCGAAGGGACCAAGGGGACCGUUGCUGAGCGCAGUGGGCUCCUCGUCGUAGGGUCUCAGGUAGUCUUCAAACACGAUAAGAGUAAACAAGGGGUGGAAGGGGAAGGCAUACAAUGCAUCAUCAAGAAUAUCUCUGGUGAUGGACACAAAAAACGAUGGUAUGAUGUCCAGGAUCCAGAGCCCAAUGAGAAUGGAGAACAGGGAGCCGUUUACAAGACCACGGCCGCGUCUCUUAUCCCUAUCCCACAAGUGAGCGGCUCUUUGCCUUCGUUUCCAAUGGGUAAGCAGGUCCUUGCCAGAUACCCGGAUACCACUACCUUCUACCGGGCCGAGGUUAUGGGCGCGAAGAAGGAUGUGUAUCGUUUGAAGUUUGAAGGUGAGGAGGAUGACAAGGAGAUGGAGGUUGACCGACGCUAUGUCUUGGAUAUUCCGAACAAGUAG